Molecule: messenger RNA, 258 nt
Organism: Chaetomium globosum CBS 148.51
Lineage: Eukaryota; Fungi; Ascomycota; Sordariomycetes; Sordariales; Chaetomiaceae
Exons: 2
Coding region: 1-258 (85 amino acids)
Source: RefSeq, a predicted model, not a curated record
AUGGAGGACCUCGACCCUAUGGCUAUUCGCGCAGAGCUCCCUCCUUUCCCAGGCCCGUAUCGGGGAUAUAGGCCUCCGGGACUACCUGUUCAGGGUGAAAGUCCCGGAGGUCCGCACCCCCUAUUGCGAGUGCGGGAGAGGCAGGGAGACGGUGGAGCACUUGGUGGUUUGGUGCCCCGACCCGCCGUUACAAAGGCCGGUGGAAUCGGCAGAGAGAUUCGGUCACAUCGGGACCUACAAACCGGAAUACGGGAGUAG